Helobdella robusta is the source of this 934-nucleotide messenger RNA. RefSeq lists its product as hypothetical. The coding region runs from base 134 to 934 and encodes 266 amino acids. Lineage: Eukaryota; Metazoa; Annelida; Clitellata; Rhynchobdellida; Glossiphoniidae. Gene Ontology annotation, molecular function: zinc ion binding. The transcript is spliced from 2 exons. The record is from RefSeq and is a predicted model, not a curated record.
GGAAAGAGAACUGGUAAUUUUGUUUAAUUUAACAACCAACUCAAUUUUUCCCGCCAAUUUUUAAAGUAUUUUUUUAAAUUUCAACUCCUUAUAGAAGUUUACCUUGCUGUUAUUACUUUUUUAAAUUGAAAUUAUGGCUGACGGGACACUAAGAGGGCAUGUUAAUGACAUGCUGAUUGGCUCCAACACGGGGUCAUUUGAGUGUGUGUGGUGUCACGAAAAAUACCACCUUCAAUCCAUUUUGAAGUUUCACCUGCGGAAAAGCUGUCCCGUCGUUGAAAUAAAGACAAAGUGUCCUUUCCUUGGCUGUUACCGCAACGUCAGAGACUUCCCUUUCCACGGCGAGGAUGAAUUCUUCAGACACCUCGAUACUCAUCACGACGAUUACCAAAACGAUAUAGUAAUCGAGGUAAACGCCGAUGACACGCCGAAAGCAGUUUUCCGUCGUUGCCCACUGGCUGGUUGCAAGGAGUUGUGUCCUAGCGGCUUCCUCCUCAGGGAGCACCUGUACAACUCCCAUACCAUAUCCUACGUUACUAGAACGGUCCUGACGCCUCACAUCAUCUUCAUGCUCCAUGCCGCUUCUUCCAGGAUUGAGCUCAACAGCAUUCGAACUGUCAACUACAUUUCGCCGCGGGUUUGGGCUGUUGUAGACGGUGGUGUAGAACAUUACGUUACGGAGUUAUGCGAGGUCUGUCCGAUAGAUUGUCGCGUCCCCUGUCAGAUGAGCAUCUGCCAGUUCCUCUGCCAGCACAUGUUCCGCUGCACCUGCCCCGGCUACAACACCUUCUGCAAACAUAUUCACAGAGUUAGGCAGCGGCAAAAAUCAGAUGCUCAGAAAUUUGCAGAGCCACUUUUUCUUUUUACAGGCCCCCCUCCUGGUUCUGCAUACUCACCCCUAGAAGGGUGGCUAGUAGGAAAGGUUUGGGGCUAA